UUAUUUAAAUACUGAGAUUGUAUUUUUCAAAGCAAAGAAGUGGUUGAUUGCUCACAUGCCGAGAUGUCACUGAUUGGCUCUGUGUAGAGCGUCAUCUCGUGUCACGUCGUUUUCUUUCGGUAAUUUCCGUUUUGCCUCCUUCCUGUCAGUUCCACCAACGACUGGGAAUCGGAAGCCAUUUCCAAUUGUAUAUUUAAUCUGGUAUCACCUGUUAAAACUUAAUUAAGUUCGAUAUUUGUACGCUUAUUGACAAUUACGACAAUUUGCUGAGAUUUUUAUGAAACCUGCUCGAACCCCACCGCCGGAUUUACUCUCGGACAUACUCGGCUGAAAUCGGUAAGAGUCAGAGAAAUGGACGAGUCUCACUCGGCAACGAAACAACUGGGGUUGGAUGGGGCGUCGGAAAGCACGACUGUCGGGCAAGUAGAGGAGGGGGAGGAUUCGGAUACUGAAUCGGAGGCCGAAGGCACGACGAUGACUGUAAUGGGAGAAGCUAACAUCGACAUCGGAGCCGAGUCCUUGCCGAAUCCAGACGACACGCAAUCCACAUUUGCAGAGGUCACAACAGUCACAGUUCGAGAUGUCCAGGCAACAGACGACAAUGUAUUCACCCAUUCUGUGGCCACGUCUGCGGCCAUACCAGAACAUGUUCUUACAGGCAGGACCACACUGCAGAUCGGGGACAGUUUGAAUACCCAGAAGGCCACGUUGAUUGUAGUUCACACUGAUGGCAGCAUCAUGGAUGCCAGCAGUUUAAAAGCCUCUGCGUCUGCAAUGACAGCAGGUCCUCAGACCCCCUCCACGCCCAUGACCCCCGGCCAUGAAAAAGACGGCUCCAAGUACAACUGGGACCCGUCUGUGUAUGACAAUGAGCUGCCUGUCCGCUGCAGGAACACCAGUGGCAUCCUCUACAAAAACCGACUUGGCUCAGGAGGGAAAGGUCGCUGCAUCAAACACAACAACACGUGGUACAGCCCCACUGAGUUCGAGGCCAUGGCGGGCAGGGCCAGCAGUAAAGACUGGAAGAGGAGCAUCCGCUAUGCGGGCCGGCCUCUGCAGUGCCUCAUACAGGAGCGUAUUCUCAACCCCCACGCUGCCUCCUGCACGUGUGCUGCCUGCUGUGAUGACCUGGCACUGUGUUCCAAGGACACCACCUCGUACAGCCCAGAGAGCAUAAAUAUGACGGGACCAGUCAGGUUGUUUGUUCCCUACAAGAGACGCAAGAAGGAGCUUGAACAAGCGCCUACACCUGAGAAGAAGGACAGUCCACCAACGAAGAACAUAACGCUCACACCAGGAACUACCUUUACUGUGACGCCCUCUGGUCAGAUCACCACUUCAGGGACGUUGACCUUUGACCGGACGUCUGCAGGUGACGCCACUGCCAUCAUCUCUGAAGGCUCUGCCCAGGCAGAUGUCUUCACCAGUACUGCAGUGUUGACGACGCUGCCGGCUUUGGCUCUGGCCUCCCCUCAGGUGGUUCAGCCCAAAGUGUCCCCUCCCGUCUUGAGUAACCUUAGUAACGGGUUUGACGCGGAGCAACGCACCUGGCUGCACCUGGAGGAGGCGGCCAGCACCCUGCUCAACACCGCCCAGCAGCUCAAGGUUCUGAUCGAGCAGGCCAAGCAGACCAGCCUGGCCCAUGCCACCGGAACCAGCGCCGCCGCCGUCACCACCAACACCAGCGCCACCUGCCCCGACACCUUCAUGAGCCACGAGAAGAGCCUUAGCACCAAGAAGGACCACUUCCAGACACAGAUCCCGUUCCAGAACCCUGAAGACCCCGAAGGCAAGACCACUGAGAUCCUCAUCAAGCAAAUGUGUGUGAACUGCGGACGCGAAGCUGUGAGUGAGUGCACAGGCUGCCACAAAGUCAACUACUGCUCCAUCUUCUGCCAGAGAAAGGACUGGAGAGACCACCAGCACAACUGUUGCCAGGGCAACUCCACUGGGCCACAGGAAGUGGUUCACAUCCAGGGUGUUGAGUUGGAGAAGGUGAAGAUUUAACGUCCGGCGCUGGAGAAGGUGAAGAUUUAACGUCCGGCGCUGGAGAAGGUGAAGAUUUAGCGUCCGGCGCUGGAGAAGGUGAAGAUUUAGCGUCCGGCGCUGGAGAAAGUGAAGAUUUAGCGUCCGGCGCUGGAGAAGGUGAACAUGUGGUGAAGAUAAAGAGCUGGCUCUUGUGGUGGUGCUCAUACAGAACUCAGACUCAUGUUGUGCUGUGAAAAUGAGGGAUCAGGUGAUCUUAAACUACUGAACACUGCGUGCUGCUGCAUGCCGUUGUGGGCUGUUGAAGCCUAAUCUGUCCGUGUGCUAUAUGUGACAAACGUAGGUUUAUCCUCUCAUCCCUGAUGCAGCAGAUUUUAUCACAUAUUAAUAAAGGCUUCUGUUGAACAGG
This is a messenger RNA of Clupea harengus (Atlantic herring), 2395 nucleotides long. It is a transcript of the gene deaf1, whose product is annotated as DEAF1 transcription factor. Gene Ontology annotation, cellular component: nucleus. The record is from RefSeq and is a predicted model, not a curated record. Gene Ontology annotation, biological process: regulation of transcription by RNA polymerase II. Gene Ontology annotation, molecular function: DNA binding; DNA-binding transcription factor activity, RNA polymerase II-specific. Lineage: Eukaryota; Metazoa; Chordata; Actinopteri; Clupeiformes; Clupeidae.